Messenger RNA from Spodoptera frugiperda (fall armyworm), 1635 nucleotides. Its product is annotated as cyclin-dependent kinase 9. The transcript has 2 exons. Gene Ontology annotation, cellular component: nucleus. NCBI's taxonomy places the organism in Eukaryota, Metazoa, Arthropoda, Insecta, Lepidoptera, Noctuidae. The coding region runs from base 96 to 1217 and encodes 373 amino acids. Gene Ontology annotation, biological process: protein phosphorylation. The record is from RefSeq and is a predicted model, not a curated record. Gene Ontology annotation, molecular function: cyclin-dependent protein serine/threonine kinase activity; ATP binding.
UGUCAUAAUAUUGUCAUUGACAUACGUCAACAAGUUGUGAAACAGUGUUGUGUUGUGUAUCAUAUUGCAACGAUUUUAAAGUGAAAAACAAAAUAAUGAAGGUAGAAGCAUGUCGCUACAUCGAAGAUUAUCAAUUUACCCACUGCGACCUAUCCUCUAAAUAUGAGAAACUCACAAAAAUCGGUCAAGGAACCUUCGGAGAAGUAUUCAAAGCUCGAGCGAGCACCAACAACUUCGUUGCGAUGAAGAAAGUUCUUAUGGAGAACGAGAAAGAAGGGUUCCCGAUUACUGCGCUGCGUGAAAUUAAGAUUCUACAAUGUCUUAACCACGACAAUGUGGUCAAUUUGAUCGAAGUUUGCCGCACGAAGCCUGGAAUCGAGAACAAAUACAGAUCGACCUUCUAUUUAGUUUUUGAGUUUUGUGAACACGAUUUGGCUGGUUUACUAGCUAAUCCGAAGGUGAAAUUUACUCUGGGAGAGAUCAAGAAGGUGAUGCAACAGUUACUAAAUGCAUUAUACUACAUACAUUGCAAUAAAAUACUGCAUCGGGACAUGAAGCCUUCAAACGUGUUGAUCACAAAGAAUGGUACUUUGAAGCUGACUGACUUCGGUCUAUCGAGGGCGUAUAGCGCGCCACAGACUGGCAAAGCCAACAGAUACACAAAUAGAGUGGUCACGCUGUGGUACAGGCCUCCGGAGUUACUUUUGGGUGAACGCAACUACGGCCCUCCGAUCGAUAUGUGGGGAGUAGGAUGCAUCAUGGCAGAAAUGUGGAUCCCAACCCCUAUCAUGCAAGGAGCUACGGAGCAGCAACAGCUGACCCUGAUCUCCCAGCUCUGUGGCUCCAUCACUCCUGACGUAUGGCCUGGAGUGGAGAACCUGUCCCUAUACUCCAAGAUGGAACUCCCUAAAGGGCAGAAAAGAAAAGUCAAGGAGCGCUUGAAGCCCUACGUCCGAGACCCGUACGCAUGUGAUCUGCUAGACAAAAUGCUUCAACUGGAUCCAUCGAAGAGAUGUGGUACGGAGGCAGCUCUGAAUCAUGACUUCUUCUGGACAGAUCCCAUGCCGUGUGAUCUGGCGAACAUGUUGGCUCAACACAAGCAAAGUAUGUUUGAGUAUUAUCACCGGAAGCGACCGAAUGAGGGACAUAUGCGUCAGGCUCAAGCGAAGAGGUUUAAGCCUACUCAGGACACUGGGUAUCAGGACAGAGUGUAUUGAAUAAUUAGUGAUGUGUAGAGUAUAUAUUAUUUUUUUUUUAAUUUUCAGCCAUGGUCGUCCCACUGCAGGGCAAAGGCCUCCCUACCCUCCUUCCACUCGUCUCUGUGUAGAGUAUAUAGUAUUAGUUUUAUUUUUUACUUUUUUAAUUUAUGUUUUUAAGUAUUUAAUUAUUUUUUUAGAAUGUAGUUGUAGGUCUUUUGUUAAUUUAAGUGUCUAUUAUUUAGAUAGCUAAAAAUAUUAUUGAUAAAAUUUAUGAUUUCUUCCGUACGGAUCCCAUGCCGUGUGAUCUGGCGAAUAUGUUGGCUCAAGACAAACUGAGUUUUGUUCGAGUAUUUUAACCGACCAAAAAAGAGUUUUAUUUAAACCUAUUAUAGUGUAUUUAGUAUUAGUUUUAUUUUUUUAGUUUUAUUUAUGUAUA